Cuscuta epithymum is the source of this 2127-nucleotide messenger RNA. Lineage: Eukaryota; Viridiplantae; Streptophyta; Magnoliopsida; Solanales; Convolvulaceae. The record is from the annotation of a GenBank genome assembly.
UAAAAAAAGUGCAGCAAGACGCAGAGCCGGAUGAAUUGGACGCAGUAGACCACUGGCCACUGCUCGCAUCGCCGGACGCCCAGCUCGCAUCGCCGGACGCCCAGCUCGCAUCGCCGGACGCCCAGCUCGCAGCUCUUCCUGCUCCACAGCUCGCAUCGCCGGAGCUCGCACGUCCCCCUUCUGCUUCACCCUUUCGCCUGCGCAGGCUGCGCUGCUUCUCUCGAGUCUCGACACAGCCACACAGAGAAAGUUUUAAAUCUCAAAUCAGCAUGAGACAAAGAAAGUAUCCAUCUACUAUUCCACCAGAGCACAUUACAACUGAAAAAUCCAAUUCCAUAAGGGAUCCAAAAAACAAAUAUUUACUCUCUUCUUCAAGACAAGUGUUUAUUCUCUGCUUGGUAACUCGGAUACUCAACUCCCUCCUGGUGCAAACUUACUUCAACCCUGAUGAACAUUGGCAAGCCCUUGAAGUUGCCCAUCAUAUCACAUUUGGAUAUGGGCAUUUGACAUGGGAAUGGAAAAGGGGAAUAAGGAGUUACUUGCACCCAUUCAUUUUCUCUCUUCUCUAUAAAGGUCUAUCCUUUCUAAAGCUUGAUAGGCCUUGGUUCAUGAUAAGGACUCCUCGGCUCCUACAGUCUGUUUUCUCUGCUGUUGGUGAUCUUUACUUGUAUAAGAUUUCUCAAAAGUUAUUUGAUGACCAUGUAGCAAUAUGGGCACUGUUUGCACAAUUAACCAAUUGGUUCAUGUUUUUCUCUUGUACUCGAACUUUGUCUAAUAGUUUUGAGACCGUUCUUACACUAAUGAGCCUCUACAACUGGCCUUCCAUUAGGAGAUAUCCAAACACGCCCCCCUCAGGUUCAAGAAAGUGGGCUUUGGCAUUUGCGGCAUUGGCUUGUGCCAUCCGGCCAACAAGUGCCAUUACGUGGUUGUAUGUUGGCCUUCUGGAGUUGUACUUUGCAGACAAAAAAAUGAAGUUUAUUCUUCUUGAAGUGGUUCCUAUUGGGACAUUGAUACUUGGAGUCACACUUCUGUUGGAUCGGUGGAUGUAUGGGACUUGGGUGAUCGUGCCUCUUAAUUUUCUGAAGUUCAAUUUCCUCUCUUCCGGAGGUGACUAUUAUGGAACUCAUGUAUGGCACUGGUACCUCAGUCAGGGAUUCACGGUGAUGGUCUUCACAUUCCUACCAUUUUCUUUAGUCGGAGCUAUCAUGUCUAAACAUUGGAAACUAUCUGGUCUCAUUGCAUGGGUCUUGGGGGUUUAUAGCUUGUUAAGCCACAAAGAGUUCAGGUUUGUCCUCCCCAUGCUUCCCAUCGCUUUAAUGUUCUCUGGGUACUUGCUGGCAAAAUUGGGUGUUCCUAGUAUCUCAAGGACCAGUUACACAGGGUUAUCAAAAAAGCAUCUUUGCGUUUUCUUCCUACUAAUCACAAAUAUUCCCAUGGCUUUGUAUAUGAGUUUGGUCCAUCAGGCAGGAACUGAGGAUGUCAUGAACUAUCUCUCUGUCGAAGCAGCCAAUGGAAACGUAACAAGCAUCCUUUUCUUGACACCUUGUCAUGCGACACCUUACUACUCAACCCUUCACCGUAACAUUCCUAUGCGCUUCUUGGAUUGUACACCAAGUGAAGCGAAAGGAGUGGUAGACGAGUCUGAUCGGUUCUUGUCAGACCCAGUGGGUUUUGCAACUCGGUUUGCAAAAGGUUGGUCUUUACCUAGCCACAUUGUGGUGUUUGAUGCACAAGAAAAGCUAUUGGAGGAAUUUCUGGCUUUACACAAUUUCAAGGAGAUAAAAAGGUUCUUUCAUGCUCACUUCAAGGUGGAUAGAGAGCUUCAGGCAUCUAUUGCUGUGUAUGCAUCUGGAGACCAGUCAAAUUUCCCUCUUCCAGAUUAAAAAACAUCUGCUUCAAGCUAGACAUAUUUUGAUGGAGUAACCCUCAUCCCCCACCUAAUGUUCCCUACCAUAUUCCCAAGUUUUGCCUAAUUGUGUUUUUGUUAUCUGUGUUUUUCUUUGUUACCCCAUUACCUUCAAAGAUAGGAAAGUGUUGCAACUGUUGCAGGACUUUCAAGUUUCAACUACGCUCUUAUUUGAUUAAUUUUUUUUGAUACUUCCUUCGUGCGGAAUUUACUGUUUGGGG